Sycon ciliatum is the source of this 4070-nucleotide messenger RNA. RefSeq names its product histone-lysine N-methyltransferase 2D-like. Lineage: Eukaryota; Metazoa; Porifera; Calcarea; Leucosolenida; Sycettidae. The record is from RefSeq and is a predicted model, not a curated record.
AUGCCCAUCAGCGAUGGAUAUGGCCACGGUUCUUGUCCCCCGGCUGGCGUCAGAGCCAGUGGACAGCUCUUUGGAAGAAGACAUCUUCUGCACUGCCCAUGAUUGGCUCGCAACACAAGAGUCUCCAGCCGCCGCAAGAUCGGACACCGACAUGCGCCAGCAGUACCAGGGAAACAGAGCCGACGAGAGAGAAAUCAUACACGCGGCCGACUCUCUGUCCACUACGGACUCGUUCCACACCGUACCCGAUGGCCACCCGAGCGAAUCAAAACGAGCACCGACCUAGCCUGCAGCAAACGAGGGAAGUGGAUGCAAGUCACUGGCUGGUGGUUGGCUUUCCUCCGAGAGUCACUGAUAGCAUAGCAUCGGCCAGCGGGCUGACGCAUAGCGCACUGCCGAGCAGGAGCCAGACGCAUCACUACGCUCAGAGACCGGGGGACAUGCCAGGGAGCGGCUUCCCGGCGGCAUACUGAUGCCUCGGUCGCAUCGGUUGGCCAGUGCGAUCGCGGAACACCCGUCCUUUCACGCACUUGCCGGACAGAGCCUGCGCCAGCAGUGGUGCCACUCAUGGCAGCGGGAAUGCCCGUCAAACGGCCCGUGCAGUUCAGCCUUGCGACCACAACAACAGCAACAACCGCCAAGGGAAGAACAGAAACAGCAACUCCAUCUGCAGCAACAAGUGCAGACGUGCCCUCCCACUCUGCGUAUCGCCCAUCGAAAAGCACCGACAUGAGAACUUUUACCUCUGCCUGCUUCUGGGCAUCAGCAUGGGCUUGGCAGCAGUGGCGCUGUGUCUGCCGACACUCUCGUCACCGGGAUGCUAGAGUACAACGGGGUUUCGGCCAUGGCAAGACAACGCAGCCGGGCACAUUCACCGUGCUCGCCGCGCGAGGCCGAGCAAGUCGCAUUGGACGGAGGUCCGAGUGCUGGCUCGGCGAGUACGUGCCGAGUGCGGAGUGCAGCAGUGCCAGAGGGUACUGGUGAUCAGAGGGAUGGCAACAGGCAAUCACACGAAUCAGGGCAAACGGCACGUCCAGAAGUUCCGCGGCCAGUCCCGAGGCCAAGACGGCUAGGCCGUGACCUCGGCAAGGCCUCGGCAAACAGCUCGGAGGUCGUACGUUCACCAGACGGUACAUUCGUGCCAGUGAUCAGUGAGCCUGCUCCUCGAAGCGGCACUGUCCACAGCAGUGCUCACGAGCGUCAGCAGAGGCUAGACAACCGCUCAUCCCCGCUGCCAGAGCUAUCCAAUGGGAGACAUUGGCGCGAUCCCAGCCACACUGGGUCACCUAGACGACACAGCAUGGACAGAGUUGAUGUCGCACCACACCACCAGCAACAUCACCAUGAGCCGCAUCAUCCAGGGUAUCCGGAACACCAAGUGCAUCGGCCGUAUCAGCAUCAAGAGCCUCACCACCAGCCAUCGCCACAGCAGCAGCCACACACUCCGCACCCAAAGCGGAUAACUCCAUCGGUGCCACGCGGCCAUCACCAGAACCCACCGCAGACCAGGCAGCAGCAGCAAGCGCAUCAUGCCUCUCACGAAUCCGAGCGGCAGAAGCAGCAAUCAGCUCCGUUACUCCAGCAGCAUCCGUGUGCACAUGUACAGGAAAGGGACAGGAGUCCGCCUCACAACGUGCAGUCAGCUCAACGAAAGCCUAGUGAUACCCGUGGAGGGUCGCAACAGCAACAACAACAACCACGACCACAACAACAACAACAACAACAACAACAACAACAACAACAACAACAACAACAACAACAACAACAACAACAACAACAACAACAACAACAACAACAACAACAACAACAACAACAGCAGCAGCAACAACAGCAGCAACAGCAAGAGCAGCAACAACAGCAACAGCAACAACAACAACAACAACAACAACAACAACAACAACAACAACAACAACAACAGCUGCAGCAACAACAGCAGCAACAGCAGCAACGGCAGCAACAGCAACAACAGCAACUGCAGCAGCAGCGGCAGGAACAUGAGAAGGUAUCAUAUGACGACAGAAAAUAUGCGUGGUACGGUCAGCAUACUGCUCGCCGAGCGGAUCAACAAGUUGGUCAGCCAGUGGGUCAACACAGGCAUUAUCCACAAGCAGGGCCCAGUCUGCAGACUGCUCAACAAGUGAGUCACGAAGUGGAUUAUCCUACACCAAGGCACAACCAACAUGCCACUCAUCAAGCGGAUUACCCACAAGUACAAGAAUAUGAUCCUGCACACAGUCCAAGGAACUAUAGCGGCCAUAGUCUACAGCAACAAGCACACCAGUAUCACCACGCGACACAACAACAACAGCAGCAGCAGCAGCAACAGCAACAGCAGCUGCAACAGCAGCUGCAACAGCAGCAGCGUCUGCACUAUUCCCAGCAGUCUUGGCAAGUUCGUUCGAAUCCGGCCGACUCCAACCAGCCGCUGCAUGGAAGUUCCCCAGCUCUCGACCCCGCUCCAAGAAUGAGCGGAGUGUCGCAUCCUAAUGGCACUGCGGCUAGCCGGCCGCAGUUUGACAGCAGCUCUGGUUCAGUCCAGCCUGGGAUCAGCCAGAAUUACCAUCAUGACCAGGUUGGUAAUGGAGUACCAGUGCCACACUCUGGCGGAGGAAGAGAAAGAGGCCGGGCCGAUCGAACGGACACGGACCAACACAGCAGCAGCAGCAAGGGCGCUACGAAAGAUCCCCAUGCUGCAAAGCAAUUCCUGGGUGCAGAACCAUACACGAAUGCGCCGUCUUCUCUGGCAAGCCUGGGGCAAUCUCGGUCACACGGCACGACACGGCCACCUCUUGACACGCCACCGUCGUCACAUGACAUUACGUCAUCGGAGAUGGGCGUGACAUCAUCAGCACGUGGUCAAUCCAUGAGCCAGAACGGGUCAUCGGUUGCCAUGGCAAGCACUGCACAGAGCCACAUGUCAUACCGGACUAACAGUGAGCAGCAGGCUGGAGGCAACACCACUGUGAAUGCCUCUGCGGAUGCAAACAACGCUAAAGAUGUCCAUGCCAAAAUGAUGCAUUUCGACGACCAGCUGGAGCUGGAGCGCCUCCGGAAACUCGAGGCUAGUCUAAAGGCCCUGGGCCCGAAGAGUCUAUUGGCCCUUGUAGACCCACAGAAGGGUACUGGCAUCGCUGGCGCCGCCGCAUCGGACGUUGCCACGGAUACUGGCACACCGCGGGGCACGUCUGCACGCAGUGGAAAGUCUGCACGUGGGCAUGGUCGCGCAGAUCAGAACGAGCCCGCCGUGACGCUUCCGGAAGAAGUAGAAGAAGAAGACCCGUGGCAAACUCUGUUUCCAGCCACGCCCGAGGCCGGUAUCAUGCGCCUGGGCCAUGCCUCUGACACCAUUGCACUCUGCUAUCAAGAACGCUUGAUUACACUGGCCGAGAAAGUUCGCCUUUCUGGGAUGCGUGGCACGAGUGACCUGGACAGGCAUCAGCUGCUCGUUGACAUGAUCAACGCCAGCCACCCGAAUGCCAUCGGUUUCAAGCGCUUCGUGCACGUCAUCUGGUGCAAGGGCGGGCCCUAUCGCCGCUUCUCGUCCGCGCUCAAGCGGAAAGCCAUGCAGAGUGGCCUCAAGGGUCUCCAGAACUGGGGAAACUUUGCUCCGGAUUGACCGCAAUGCGUAUGGUUCCACUUGCAGUGUCAUGUAUACUAGUGGGAUCACAAUUGACCGUACCCGCUGACCCAGUAUGAGUAAGUGCAAUGUCCCGACUCCUAUAUGGGAGCACGGCAGAGAGAUCACCGCGUGACCUGCAGUCAUGUGUCGGUCAGACGCACAUGGCGGGAAGGAAACCAAAAUAAUGCCCCAAACACGGCGUGAUGGACUCGUCGUGUCUGGGGAAAAAGAGCUCCCCCCCCCCCCCGGAGUAUGCAGGUCUUGUACAUUCUCAAUCACUUAAUCAUCAUCAUCAUUAGAUGCUUUCUUUUCUGAUGGCUAUCAUCAAAACUAGACUAUAUCUCGGGCGCAUAUACAUGUAUUAUGCAUUGUCACUUGUCCGAUCCUCUUUCACCCCGUUCUAUCGGUAUCCAUGGUAACCACUUGAACGCCUUUCAGGGCUUACCUAUUA